AUGUUGUCUCUGUUGGGUCGAACAAGCUCAACGGCUUGUCGUCCGGCUGUUGUGAUUCUCGCCCAAACUCAGCCACAGUCAACACAAUCGGCUGUAACAACUCCUCCUCCUGAUGUCCCAAAACCUGUUAUAAGUUCACAAUCUUUUCAAUUUCGAAAGGGAACUGGAGGACGUGCUUCAUUCUCUGGUAAUGUUGUCACCGUCUUUGGAGCUUCCGGCUUUAUGGGACUUCCCGUCAUCAAUAGACUUGCAAAGAUGGGAACCCAAAUCAUUAUUCCCUACAGGCAAGAUCCGUACUACAUGAAAGAACACAAAAUUCCUGGUGAGUAUGGACAGAUUCUAUUCUUUCCUUUCGAGCUACAGGAUGAGGCAAGCAUUAGAAAGGUAGUGCGAUAUUCGAACAUUGUCAUCAACAUGAUUGGAACUAGAGUCCCAACCAAGUAAGU
Molecule: messenger RNA, 446 nt
Organism: Strongylus vulgaris
Lineage: Eukaryota; Metazoa; Nematoda; Chromadorea; Rhabditida; Strongylidae
Source: the annotation of a GenBank genome assembly